Molecule: messenger RNA, 1785 nt
Organism: Penicillium coprophilum
Lineage: Eukaryota; Fungi; Ascomycota; Eurotiomycetes; Eurotiales; Aspergillaceae
Product: fungal specific transcription factor domain-containing protein
Exons: 1
Coding region: 1-1785 (594 amino acids)
Biological process (GO): DNA-templated transcription
Molecular function (GO): zinc ion binding; DNA binding
Source: RefSeq, a predicted model, not a curated record
AUGGGCGAAGAACGCCCGAUACCCACUUCCCUCCACAACUCCGACGACGACGGACUUCAGGUCCUUGGCCUGCUAGGGAGCAACCUUACUUCCCCCAAACCAUUGCGGAUCUCAUUGGGAAAUCUGGCAAUUACCAGUAAGCUAUGUGAGAUCUAUCUACAGCAGGUUGAUCCGAUAAUCAAGAUCUUGCAUCGUCCGUCUUUGAGCAAAUGGUUGAUGCUCCAAGGGCAAUAUUUGGCCUAUGCUAAGGGAAACCCGGCGACGGAGGCCCUGGGUGCGGCCGUCUGUUUUGCAGCCAUUAGUAGUAUGACUGAGAGUCAGUGCUCUAUCGUGUUUCACGCCAAAAAGUCAGACUUAGUGAUCGAGUCUCGCGCUACCUGUGAGAUGGCCAUCGGGCGGGCAGGAUUACUUUCCACUCGCGAUAUAACCGUACUCCAGGCUUUUGUCCUAUAUCUGGUACAGAUUUGUCCCCAAAACUUGCGACAGCAACGACUGACCUGCCUCAAGGUAGCAAGAAGAACGGUAGAUCGCACUCAAGCUGUUUGGACCCUGGUUGCUGUAGCGGUGCGAAUCAGCAAAGGUCUCGGUCUCCAUCUAGACCCCGAAAAUGAGACUUUCUUCAAACAGCAAAUGCGAAGACGGCUCUGGUUUACCGUUUGCCUUCUGGACCUGCAGGCUUCAUUUUUCCAAGCUUCCGAGCCCCUUAUUGGAGUCGACGACUCCACGUCCACUGAUCUCCCGCAACACAUCAAUGACCUGGAUUUUGAUCCUACUACCACGUCAAGCGAGCCAAGUCGGAAGGGUCUUACGGACACGACUUUUGCACUCGUAACUUAUCAUGCUCAACAGAUGGGGCGUUUACUUAACUUCGCCAGACAGGAUCGCAAGGCUGAAGCAGAAGACUCAAUCACCACGUCCUCCAGAUAUCACCCCCGCCAUGACGACUCGGAAUUGCCACAGCAAAUGGCGCGGUGUUUUGAAGAGGAAGCACUUCGCCUCCUUCAUUUCUGCGACCCCGAGGCGUCAGCGUAUGCGUGGUUUACCUGGCACGGCACACAAACUCUCAUUAUGACGGCACGACUGGCUGAGAUGCGGCCUCUCCAAAGGUCCGGAAAAUCGCCACCCCCUCGCCGAGAGGGCAAUCCCGACUUGCUGCGUCUCUGCCUUCUUGUUCUGGAGAAAGCAUAUCAGAUGCACACAAAUUUCCGCGCAGAAGGGUUUCGCUGGUACGUAACCAUACCAUGGCAUGCCCUGGCGAUUGCUAUGGCCGAGUGUUAUGUGAGCAGUGACUCGAGCUUAGUGCAACAAGCUUGGCCGUUGGUUGAGAAAUCAUACCUGCACCACGAGGCAACUCAGGGCCAGUCCCCUGAUACCCCUCUUGGACAAUGGAUGCGGCGAACGAGGGAGAAGCUAGCGAUGGCAGGGCCAGUUUCAUUGGGAAAUCCCAUGACACCUGGCCAGAACUCAAUAAAUCCUGUCCCAUCAAGACGGGACCUAUCCCAGAGCUUAAAUGAUAGUCGGAUAGAAUCAGAUCGUACAUGGCCACACACAGGGCCCACCAUGCCAGCGGACCUAGAUUCUUCAUCACUCCUUCCGCUAUCAAAUUGGUGCUCUAUAUCGCCGGCUUUGGAUAACUCGUCACCCUUUGCGGCGCCGCCAACGAUGACGGGCGUUGUCGACGGAAUAGACCCGGGAGCGGAAACCAUGUGGGAAGAGCUGUUCUCGGGCAUGCCAUUCAACGAGAUUGCCGGUCCGGAUAUGUUUUUCUUCGAAUCGGGUCGCUAA